CUCAACCCCGCGCCGCCAGAGCAGCGGAACCUGCCUCUGCAGCGGGCUCCGGCAGCCGAAAGUUGGCGGGCUCCAGCCGGGCAGCGGCCCGAGGCGGCGGUGGGGGGCGGCCGGGGGCGGAGACGCGGCGCUGGGCUCUGCCCGGGCGCUCUCCUUCUGGGUGCCCGAGGCGAGGAUGAACAAGGCGAUCCAGCCCGAGCGCAGAGUGUCGGCGGUGGCCCCGGUGCAGGACGGCUCCGGCCAGCGGCCGCCGCCGCCCAAGAAGGACGUGGAGCUGCUGCUGGUGAAGGAGCAGAACGGGGUGCAAUACACCAGCAGCAGCCUCCUGCCGGCCGCCUCCAGCCUCCAGUACAGCGCCGAGGGGCAGCCGGAGCGGGAGACCUGGGGCAAGAAGAUCGAUUUCCUUCUCUCGGUCAUUGGAUUCGCUGUGGACCUGGCCAAUGUCUGGAGAUUUCCCUACCUCUGCUACAAAAAUGGAGGGGGUGCCUUUCUUAUCCCCUACAUCCUCUUCCUAAUCAUUGCUGGAAUGCCCUUGUUCUACAUGGAGUUAGCACUGGGACAGUACAACCGGGAAGGGGCUGCUACGGUGUGGAAAAUCUGUCCAGUUUUCAAAGGUGUAGGCUAUGCCGUGAUACUCAUAGCUCUUUACGUGGGUUUCUACUACAACGUUAUCAUAGCUUGGUCUCUGUAUUAUCUGUUUUCAUCAUUCACAUUUGAGCUUCCCUGGACAAACUGCGGCAACAGCUGGAAUAGCCUAAACUGUACAGAUCCCAAACUCUUCAACGCCUCGGUGCUUGGCAAUGGCACCAAGUACUCCAAGUACAAACUCACUCCUGCUGCUGAAUUUUAUGAACGAGGUGUACUGCAUCUGCAUGAAAGCAGUGGAAUCCAUGACCUUGGCUCGCCCCGAUGGCAGCUCUCUCUAUGCCUCUUGGUGGUAGUAAUAAUUCUUUUCUUUAGUCUGUGGAAAGGAGUGAAGACUUCAGGAAAGGUUGUGUGGAUAACAGCCACUUUGCCUUACGUUGUAUUAUUUGUAUUGUUAAUCCAUGGAAUCACAUUGCCUGGUGCAUACAAUGGAAUAAAUGCUUACCUUCACAUAGAUUUCAGAAGGUUAAAAGAAGCUACGGUAUGGAUUGACGCAGCCACUCAGAUAUUUUACUCUUUAGGAGCUGGGUUUGGAGUUUUAAUUGCAUUUGCUAGUUAUAAUAAGUUUGACAACAACUGUUAUAGGGAUGCUUUGCUGACUAGCACAAUCAACUGUGUCACAAGCUUCAUCUCAGGAUUUGCAAUUUUCUCCAUACUGGGCUACAUGGCUCACGAGCACAAAGUAAAAAUUGAAGAUGUAGCCACUGAAGGAGCUGGAUUAGUUUUCAUCCUUUAUCCAGAAGCCAUUUCAACCCUUUCAGGAUCAACAUUUUGGGCAGUGGUGUUCUUCAUAAUGCUUCUCACACUGGGCAUUGACAGUUCUAUGGGUGGAAUGGAAGCCGUCAUCACUGGGUUAGCAGAUGAUUUCCAAAUACUGAAGCGGCACAGAAAGCUUUUCACAUUUGGCGUCUGCUUUGGCACUUUCCUGGUGGCUCUUUUUUGUAUCACCAAUGGAGGAAUUUACAUCCUCACACUACUGGACACAUUUGCAGCUGGGACUUCAAUCCUGUUUGCUGUUUUAAUGGAGGCAAUUGGAGUUUCCUGGUUUUAUGGUGUGGACAGAUUCAGUGAAGACAUCCAACAAAUGAUGGGCUUCAAACCGGGCCUCUACUGGCGACUGUGUUGGAAAUUUGUUAGCCCUGCUUUUUUAUUGUUUGUGGUGAUAGUCAGUAUUAUAAACUUCAAACCUCUGACCUAUGAUGACUAUACCUUCCCUUUCUGGGCAAAUCGCAUUGGCUGGGGAAUAGCAUUGUCUUCAAUGAUCCUUGUGCCUGCCUACAUUAUCUAUAAAUUUCUGAACGUGCGUGGGACCUUUAAAGAAAGACUAGCUUACUGCAUCACACCUGAGAACGAACACCAUCUUGUGGCACAAGGGAACGUGAGGCAGUUUAAGCUUCAACACUGGCUAUCAAUAUGACAACUGACAGGUUGAGGAAAAAGCCAAUACAUUAAACUAAACUGGGAAUAAACGAAAAGUCAAGUUCAAAGCUCUCUUGAUUGUGCUUGGACCAGGCUGGCUCAGAGCUCAACUACUGAGGGAAGACAGCUUCUGCUCUCUGUUUUCAAUGCCUCCUUUCUAUUACUUGGUUUCAAAUGAACUUACAGACUGGUUUUCCGUUUCCUUAUAUCUUUCAGUGCCAUAAAAUCCAUAAGUGACCAAAUUUGUGAGCUUUGAUAGAGAUAGAAGUGGAGGAGGGAGCAGAAAAUUCAGCAUUAAUUAAAGAAACUCUUGUCUUGGAGAAAUAAAUAAAAAACAUAAUUCCUUUAAAAAUUCCUGCCACCUCAUUGUUUAGAGACCAACUAUAUACACAGAGAUGGAUGCAUCUCAAUUAUGAGACAAGAGUGACUUUAAGUGCACAUUCAUGUCAUUUGCUUUCUUUCAAUACUAUCCUUUGGGAUAUAAUUUUGCAUCCUUCUGAAGUGAAGACUCGGUGCUUCAUUUUCAGUGGUUUGUUAUUAGUCUCUUCUCUUGGUGAAGAAGGUUGUCUUUGCUGUGUAUGUCUGUGCCAUUUUCUGUGCAGUUGAACUAUACACACCGAAAAGUAACAGGGAUGGAAUUAAAUUCCUAUUGUUGUGGCUAUUGAGUACAGAAAGUAGUUUAACAAUACGCUGUACUUAACAAUGCAAACAUAUUCCUUUUUGUCAGCUAUUAAAAUGGCUUUAUCUAUCACAUGAUCCAUAUUCUACAGAUGUUGAGUUAAGCACCAAAAAUAUUUACAAGUAGUCAGAUUUUCCUUCUACAUUCUGUUAUAUUGUGUGACAAAGAAUGUACAGUAUAUAUAAAUAUAUAGGAACAGAGACAAUGAUUUUUAGAAUAAGCCACUCUAUCCAGUGGCACCAAAAUAUCAAAUGUUGGCUUUGUGCAAGUGCACUAUUAUUAUAAAUGUCCUCUAGGUUCAACUGCCAGAGCGUUUUAAGAGUUGUGUACAACAUCUUGGAUGGAGGGGUCUUCUAGGCAUAAUUCAAUUAUCUAGGCCUACUCCCUCCCUUGUGUAUUUCAAGCAGCUUUAUGCCAGCUAGAAAAUACAGAGCAAUCUUAGUGUGAUUGGGUGCUGUUCUGUAUGGUCACUGUUUUAAAGUCAUAUCUUCCCAGUGAUCACUAGGUUGCAGUAACUGUGAAUUACUUACUACAAGAACUAUUCUAAAUUUUAGAGACAGCAGGUUCUCAGUUGAAUCUAGUCUGGAGUUAGAGCCUUAAUGCUGAAUUUCUUUGCCUUUAUAUGUUCAAUUCAGUUUCUUAAUGGUUUUUUAAAUAUAUGUAGUGUUUCCUAUUUUAAUGGUUAUUUAUAUUUUUUUUAAUUCUUAAUUUUUUAUAAUACCAUCCUGGAAGUCUGAAAAUAAAAGUUUUCCCUAUUGAUUUUGUCCUUCUCCAUUUAACAACCAUUGACUUCCUUCCAACCCCCAAUGUUUCUAAUAGAAUUGAAAUAUAUCUACUUCUCUUUUUUACUUUAUCCUUUAUGCCCAAGGCGUGAUUGAAAAGCCAGAAAUAUUUAACAGUUCUUAAAAAUAGCUUCUCUUCUAUUUUCAGUGUCUAAGUGACAGAAUAUUGUCAUUGUCUUCUUUUUUUCUUCUUCAAAACACAGUGUUUUAAACCCAAAGGGCAUUGUCAGCUUUUUACCCAGGCUAAUGGACAGUAACCUGGUAGGACAGCUAUUGUAAUUUAUAUACAAAAAUCAAGGAGUUUAAAAUGUUAAAAUUAAAGUACUGUAAUUACCUAAGAGUCCAAACAACAUCUUCUAUAAAGAGGAAAAUAAGUUUAGGAUUCUUUUUUAAAUGGUCAUUAUAUAGUCACUCUAAUCAACGUUGCUGCUUAAAAUUAUGCUGGGGACCUUAUUUUGUAGAUAUAAAUCUUACUUUGAGAAUGGUAUAGCUUGCACAAUCACUGUUCUGAGGUCACCCAAAAGCUUCUCAGAACGGUUAUGGCUAUCAAAUUGAGAAAUACUAGGGGACUGUUAAAUGUGCCAAUCUUCAUGUGUCAUCACGUCAUAUUCCUUUAGAUCUGCCCAUAAAUGGUAAACUUGCAGGCUAACAACCUACAGCAAAGUUUAUUUGUGAAAAUCUGUCAGUGUAGAGUGAAAUGGCUGCAGAUGGAAUGCUCUCACACCAGCAUGCCGUUCUGAAGCCUGUGUGGUUUCCCUUCUUCUAUCUAAGGGCUUGUCUGCACUGGCAAUUUACAGCGCUGCAACUUCCUCGCUUGGGGUGUGUGAAAAAACACCCCCCCUGAGCACAGUGAGUUUCAGCGCUGUAAAGUGCCAGUGUAAACAGUGCCCCAGCGCUGGGUGGUUUUUUUAGAGCGCUGGGAGAGCUCACUCCCAGCGCUCUGCUGUGACUACACAAGCCACGUGAAAAUGCUGCCAGUGUAGACUAGCCCUAAGGGACGUUGGCGCUUGCUCCAACCAGCAUGUAAGGGGCCUGAUCCUGCAAAUACUCACGGGGUUCUUACUACUGUCCUAGUAGUAGUUCUUACUACUGUGAGUAGUUUCCACUGGUGGCUAUGCCCAAGGCUAGGGUGAUAACUCAUUACAUUAUUAUUGAUUUGUAUUGUGGUAGCACUGCUCUGCACUGUACAAACACAGAACAAGAAAAUGGUCCCUGUCCAAAGAGCUUACAAUCUAAGGGCUCGUCUACACUUGAAAUGUUACAGUGGCACAACUGCAUCAGUGUAGACAUUCCCUAUGCUGACAUGAGGGUUCUCUCCUCGGCAUAGGUACUCUACCUCCUGGAGGCGGUAGCUAGGUCCUAGCACUGUCUACACCGGGGGUUAGGUCAGUUUAACUAUGUUGCACAGGGGGGUGGAUUUUUCACACCUCUGAGUGACAUAACUGGGUUGACCUAACUUUUUAGUAUUGACCAGGCCUAAGUAUAAGACAAGAAAUAAUAGGUGGAGCUGAGGGACAGAGGAAUUCUGUUGUUAAUGGGACAACUCAGGAUAGUAAAGCUUACAUGAUUGGUCCUUAUUUCAGAGUGUCAGCCAGAAGGAGUCUCUCACAAUUAUUACAAGGCACUUCCUCUGCCCCAGAGAUGUAAAAUGUUGUUCCCUGAUUCUCCAUUAAAUGAGGGAGCAAGAUGAGUCACUUUAUCACAUCCCUGGAUGACAGAAAAGUAUGUUGCUAUUAGAUGCGACCGCAGGGCCUGCUGAGUAAUUAAAAUACUUUCAAGGAAGCCAUGCCUGAUUGUGUGAACAAUGUGCUAAAGACUCACUCUGUACUUUGUAAGGCAAUAUGGACAAUAUGUCCAUCAAAGCAGCAUCAGUCAGGAAUUAGAGAGAUUUGGUGCCAUAUCCUGCUCCUUUCAGGUACCAUCUCCUCAGUAUGUUCCUGUGUCUCACUGGGGAAAGUAGCAAAUGCCUCACACAGAGUCAGCUUCUUUAGGCUUCAACCACAGCCUUUAUGAAAGAUUGCUCAGGCAAAGCAGGCUCACAACCUCUGUGAGAUGGCUCAGCUAAAUGGCUCCCAUCAUAGCAGAACCAGUGUGUCUGACACCUCCAGCCAAGCAGUAACUCACUAUUUCUGUCCCCACACACAGAUGCCUGUUUGAGAGAGCAGACCUCCCCAUGCCUUAGAGCGGUCCCUAAGACCCAUUUCUGGUAAGGAGGCACUGGACACUGGAGAGAAAGAGUCCAUCCAACUCCACUACAUGCUUACUUAGGGAUAGGCAGAGUCUCAUAAAUCUCAGGAUUAGCAAAGCGAACGCCCCUUUACGCUAUCCCUUGUCACAGCUCAGUAAUUCCAGGGACCUCUUUGCAACCCCUGCAGAAGAAUAAAAAUUCCUCCCCCUCCUACCUCCUAGAAACAGACUCCCUCAGAAGAGGCAUAUGGCUCCAAGCUCAAACCUCUGUCACUUCACUUUCUUUAGAAGCCCCCCGACCCCCCCUUAUCUUCCCCCACAGAUCCCAAACUCUGAAGAUACGCCCCCAACACACACACAAAGUCCCUAAUAGAAUAAGAGAUGGCCUGGUAACCCAUUUUCUGAUAGAGGAAAGUGUUGGAAAAGGCCCUGCUCGUUUGCACCCCCAGACACAGCGUUCUCUCUCCCUAAAAAUGUGCUUGCUAGUUCUGUAGAUUGGUGAGCCAGUGCGGACACUCACCUUGGUCUGAGGGACAGGGUGAAGUGACUAUUGUAGGGAGCAUAGUGUAGGGCUAAGCAGGUUUAUUUGACAGCUUUGGAAGUCACUGUAUGUCUACUCUGCAAAAAAGGUGAGUUCUUAACUCAGGUUAGCUUGACUGCAUCAGCUAACAAAGGUUAAAAUAGCAGCGAAGGGACUGCAGCUCAACUUUUCAACCCCAUCCUCCCAUAUAAUCUUUAACUCAAGCGGCUAAAAUGAGUUACAAGCCAAUUUGCUGUGUCUUUGUUGCUAUUUUAACCCAAGUUACCUAACAUGUGUUAGCUAAUCCAAGUUAAAAUCACACCUAUUUUUUUGUGUGCUCUAUGGCUUGUUUCAGGAAGUCUUGUUUCGGGGCCAGCAAGGAAAGGGGCUCAGUGUCAUGUCUCCUGCGCCUAGGUAGUCCUUCCCGGCCUGACUGCCACUGAAAUUAGAGCUGCGCAAAAUUUUUCAUACAAAACUUUUUUUCUGAGAAAGUCAGAAAUUUGAUGACCUCCCAAACAUUUUGCAAAUUCAUCACUGUUUCCCUGAAAUAUUCUGAAAUUCAGUCUGACUUGUUUGAUACAAAAUAUUUCAAUUUUUUGGUUCCAAACUACAUUUCAUUUCAAAAUUUCUUUUAAUUUUAUUUAAAAACAAUAAAAAAUGGUUGAAAAUGAUCAAAAUCAAUAGGAAACAUUUCUCUGUGUUGAAAUUAAACAUUUCAUUUGACUCUAAACUCUUUUUUUCCAAUUUUUUGGAAUUGCCAGCAACCAAAAAAAUCCAUUAUUUGCCCAGCUCUAACUGCAGUUUACGACCUAGCCAUGAUCCACACUGUCUCACCAAGCCACAGAAAACCAACUAGCAGGUAAGAAGAGACCUUGCUUUUCCUUCAUGUUCUUUUACUGUAGCUCAGCAGUAGUGCUAUGAGGUUUCCAAAUAUCUGCAGUUUUCCACCACUUCAUGGUUGAAACCUAGAUUUCUAAUGGAAAUAUAGUGAGCCGUUAAAGUCAGUAAUCCAGAAAGUACCAGUGUGAUUUAAUGCUUGGCCUCUGUUUGAACCACUGCAGCGCUCUAGCUUGCCUUCUGUCAUGUCCUGGGGCAUACACAUUGGCAACACUUGAAAGGUAUUUUACCAUAGUGAGCAAUUAUGCAGGAAAUCUAGGAUAAAUAUAAAGUAAAGGGGGAGAAACACUUGGCCGUUUAUUGUACGUGUGCGGCAAUUGCCCGUGUGAUGCAUGUUGUAUGUAAUUUUCCCAGAGGAAGCUUCCUGUUGUUGACCUUUUUCCACAGUAAGAUGAAACAUCGAUAAAACAGCCACAUUCAAACAUCUAGUAUAUACAUUUCCCUUCUUACAUUAUUGUUUAGAAGUGAGUUUAAUUUAUUUUUUCCACAACCUGAUAAGAAAAAUGGCACGCAGAAAACAAUUUCAUUUUUCAAACAGUUUUCAUAAUCCAAAAAAGUUGUUCAUUUAACAUUAAUUUGGGUUCAGAUGGAAUGCAUAAGACAGGCACAAAAACUACAUUUGUUUUUGCUGGGUGUUUUGAAUGUUGGCUUAUUGUAUAUCUUGAAGUCUUAUCAAACGUUUCCUUAAACACAGGGAAUAGAUUUAAUGAAUCGACUCAGAAACAUAGACCAAGAAUUUCUGACAUGACUAGUGAUUUUUUGCCGUCUCAUUUGGGUUGAGACAUUUUAAAAUUAAGUUAGGAUCUGAUAAAGUGUCUCAAACUGGGCCCCCAAAAUCAUUGAUUUUGUUUUAGACUCUUGGCCACAACACAGGAAGAGGCAGAUUUUAUAAUAAAAAUCCUUGAAGAUUUUCAUCCAAAGGAAAAAGUCUUUGCACGCUGUAUUGAUUAGCAUUACUCAUACUAUAACCUAUGACAGCUAUUCAGUUAGAAGUCAAGCUACUGGGGACUGUAGAAUGAAGUUAUUGCUGUUUGAACACACUCUGUUCAGAAGAAGGGGGGUAAAAAUGACCUACAUCUCCUGGAGCUGCCUCUGCAGGGCUGGCCCCUCUGCCUUAAGGGCUUCAUCAACAGAAUGAGGGCUGUUCUAAAUAACAGCGGCUAACAGCCCCAAGGAGCUGAAUCUGAAGCAGAGGAUCAGUGCAGUGCUUGGGCAUCCAGGCCAUUGCCCUCUUUUCUCUGCCACACUGGCAAUAAAAAGGAUGCCUAGGAAUGGUAUAAAAGCUCCUACUUACCUGUGCUCUGUGUCAAAGGAUCACCCUUAGACUGAGAUCAUAGAAUCCUAGAAGAUUAGGGUUGGAAGAGACCUCAAGAGGUCAUCUAGUCCAACCCCCUGCUCAAAGCAUUGAUGAGUAUCCAAGCAUUGGCUGCACCAGAUUAUAACAGCAGAGCAGUGCAAAGUGGUUGCAGAAUCUGGUUCUCUGGCCGUUAAUUUAUGGCAAAUAAAAAAACCCCUAGAGUUAAACUCAAAGCAGGUCUACACUACAGUGGAGAUCAACGCUCUGAGAUCGAUCCACCAGUGGUCGAUUUAGCGGGUCUAAUAAAGACCUGCCAAAUCAACUGCAUAUCGUUUUCCAGUUGACCUGUGUACUCUACUCCCGAUGAGAAGAGUAAGGUAAAUCGAAGGGAGAUUUUCUCCCAGCGACCCCCCGUGGUGUAGAUCCCACGGUAACUCAACCUAAGGUAUGUAGCUGGAGUUGCGUAGCGUAGAUCGAUUUACCAUGGUAGUGUAGACAUAGCCUCAGUUAGUCCUUUGACCCUUCCCCCCAACACUUUAUUCCUCUUUGUUUGGCAAAUGAGCAUAUUCUAAUGAAAAGCUUCUACCUGGAAGGAAUCUAAAAAAGUCCAUGUGAGGGGGGCGGGGAUUUCUGUGUUAGAGAAUUGAGUCCUCAAUAUAUUUUUGCAGUCACAUUUUUUAAUUCCAAUCUAGGUGUUGGAACCCAGCGCUUUGCACUGUACUACAAUGAGUUGUUGUUCUGGUUUGUUUUUUUCCUAACCAAUAUUCUUGGGAGGCAAGGUUUUGCUGAGGUAGGGAUAAUGUUAGUCAAUAAGACCAACCAUGUGUGCACAUGUUCUUUAGCUUUGAUGAAAAAUGCAAUUAGCAUGUUUCUGCAAUGCCCUGAAAGGCCUAUUCUGAGAGGGACCUAACCCCCAUGUAUAGCUGGGGAUUUUUUAAUUAUUAUUAUUUAGACAAAAAAUGUUUCUGAACCUGGUUCUCCCACUCACAAUGCAAGAAGGUCACAUGACUGGGGUAGACCACCUAGGACUUUUGAUCUUUGUAUCACAAUUGGCUCAGUAUAUUGAUCUGAAAGUGAACGGGGAAAAAGGUAAAAUACCCGGAUAAAGGGAGAAGCAAGAACAGGCACUUCCUUCAUCUAAACCUCCGAACUUUUGUGAACAGAAGCUGUCAACUUGCUUUUUACGUUGGCGCUAAACCAAGUUGAUGUGAUUCAGGAAACUUGUGGAUGUCAACAUUAAUAAAGGUAGAUUAUUACUGAGCAACUUUUCAAUGUAUUAGACAUAAGAUUAUUAUCUAUAAUUUCAGUGUCAGUAUUUUCUAGCAAAACUCAUUUUCUUGAACAGAAAAAAUUACUAUGGCAAAUACAAGGGAAAAAAUUGAAUGAGAAUUGAAAGAAAUUAUUCAUUUUCACUUCCAAGGACAUCACUGGUGAGGAGGAAUAUUCUAAUAUCUAUUGUCUGACAAAAUAUUCCAGAAGAGAGACAUAUUCUGUGUCACACUAGCAAAGAGAGGGCACUUUAUCAAUUCUGCUGAUGUGAAAAGUUUGUCUAAACUAUGUGAAAGAAGUGGUGUAGCUCUAUUUUAAAACUGGGCAGUGCCAUUUGGCAGCAGUAUUGGAGACAUCGGUAGAAUUUUGGGUGAGACAAAGAAGCUAACAGGAUACUUGUAUCUGCAAGUAUCCUGUCCACUCUGGUGUUUUUCAGUGCCAUUAAGAUGGGACCUCUCUUCUACACCAGGAAUCCAACUUUUGGAUAUUGACAUGGAUUUUUCUCAUCUUAGCAUCUGAUGGACUAGAAUGUGCCCUUUAGUCCCCUCGUCACACAGUAUCACGUAGUGACCCCAACAAGAGGUGGAGUAGCAGUAACUAACUGUGUUGAUAAGCAGCAACACAGAGAAUCUGUAGCAGUUUUUUAGUAACUUCUUAUGUUACCAUGAUCUGAAAUGAAACAGUUCUUGUGUGCUACACUCUCGUGAGUGCUACUUACUGCUUGUUGCAGAUCAUGUACAUGUCAAGAUGAUGUGGUUCCUUCUGCAGGACCAAAAAUGUGAAUGCCCUCUGCUUAUCUUUAAGCCUCUGCCCCAAAUUUCAUUCACUCCAGAAAACAUUUCAAAGGUGGAUAACUAUACAGCCCAGCGUACAUCUUUUGAUGCCUAGGAGUUUUUGCAGGAAAAGGCAUCUUCAGUACAAACAUGUGGAGUAUGAUCAUUAGGGACCGAAGCUGUAGGUUUUAUGCACUCAGGUCAUUUUCAAAUUAUUCACCAAAGCACACAAACUUCUAAGAGUGGCAAGUUCAUGUAAACAUAGGGCCAUGUCCUCGGUUCUAUGAUACUCUGCAUAGUUGCAUUGUUCAUCCCCUGAGGAUGUGGGCAUGCUAUCAGAAUCAGAAGACCACCUCUGGAUGCUCUCCAUUGGAAUUCUUUAACUAUGUCCAUCAGACAUUUAUCAUUUGGGCUACUGGAGAGAACUAGGCUACAGGUAAAUAAAAUGUCAGCCUGCAUAAGAAUUUUCCAUGUGUUUUAGUUAAGUGACAACUUACAAUAAGGGGAUUUUUUUGUUUGUUUGUUCCCCACUCCCCCACCCCCAGUACCAAAAGCAAACUUAUUUAGUCACAUAGCAAUCAUUAUUUGAAGAAAUUGAUAUAGAGGGGAGAAGCAGACAGAGAAAUUCAGGAGAACUAAAUGACCAAAUGUAGUGUAGAACAAUGAAUGUUUUCAAUUAUACUGACCUCCUUUGUAAAGUGCUUUGAGAUCUACUGAAGAAAAAUGCUGUGUCUGAUCUAGGUAAUUUUAAUAGGACUGAUUCAAAGCCCAGUGAAUUCAUUGGAGGCAUUCCUGUGUACUUCAGUAGGUUUUGGAUCGGCCCCUAUGUGAAACAUUUUUUAAAGUCUUUCAGUCCUACCCUACAGUCUUCACAUAGGUAAAAUUUCUAUUAGCAUCAGCUUUGACAUUGAGAUCAGCUGACCUCUUGCUUAAGUACUGAUUGCAAGACCGUGCCACUUGUAUAUUUGUUUUCUUUUGUAAAAAGGUGCUUACUUUUCCUCUUUUACUGCAACUUUAAAUGGUUCUUUGAUUGCUAGAUUUCUUUAACAGGGUAACAUGCAAAAAUGCAGUGAACUCAGAAAAUCACUAAGCAUUAAGUUGUCUCUGUUUAAAUGUGUCAUGUUGUUUCUUGAUCACUGCCAAGACAGUGUUAAAUUUGCAGGUGACCUGCAUUUAUCAUUUAUUAUGUUGCACCCUCUCUAUGAGCCUAUUUGUGAGAGCUUAACAUUUGUGCACUUAGGGGAAAUAUUAUUUACUAAGGGAGUUUUUCCAAAUACUGCAUUUUAAAAGUAACUUAUCAAGGUUUGCCUUACAAAUGAAAGCUUUAUAGUGAGCAUUUACUUGGUUUACACAAAUGUUUUACUUAAUUUGUAAUGCCUUUUUAUAGCAGUGAUUAGAAUUUAUCUAAAAUAAGGGUACCUCUGUAUAUGAAUAUUUUAAUAUUUUUACCUGUUUUUUUUUAUUUUUAACAAAAUGUAAAUGUAUAUUGUAAGGCGAGAAAUUGAGCUUUUGUGUUUUCACGUAGGACCUGUUUCUCCAUUAUAAGUCUAUGUCAGGGGUGGCCAACCUGUGGCUCCGGGGCCACAUGGGGCUCUUCAGAAGUUAAUAUGCGGCUCCUUGUAUAGGCAUCGACUCCAGGGCUGGAACUACAGGUGCCAACUUUCCAAUGUGCCGGGGGGCGGGGGUGCUCACUGCUCAAUCCCUGGCUCUGCCACAGGCCCUGCCCUCACUCCACCCCUUCCCACCCCCCUCCCCUGAGCUGACAGUGCCCUCGCUCCUUCCCCUCCCCCCCAGAGCCUCCUGCACACCACGAAACAACUGAUCGGGAGAUGAGAGGAGGGAGGGGGAGGCGCUGAUCGGCAGGGCUGCCAGUGAGGGAGAAGCUGAUGGGGGGCUGCUGACGUAUUACUGUGGCUCUUUUGGCAAUGUACAUUGGUAAAUUCUGGCUCCUUCCCCGGUUCAGGCUGGCCACCCCUGGUCUGUGUAAUCAGCCAGUCUAGUUCUACAGUAUGUUGGCCUUUUGAUUAUAAAUGUAAAUGUGAUAAAGGAGAAUAAAGCAUUGUUUGCUACAGCUAAUGUGCACUGUAGAACAAUAUUCUCCAAAACUGCCUUAAUUUCAUAAAAGGAAGUCAUGCAUUUGUAGUCUAUAUUCUGAAGAACCAGUGAGAGCAUAUUUUUGCCUGUAAUUUUGUUUUGUUAUGGAGAACUGUACUUUAAAUAAAAUAAACUAGUGUCUAAUAUAGAUCCAUAUUCAAAUCAAGAAAUACUAUUUAAUUGCCAAAAAAAAAUGUCAUAGGAGUUGACAAUUUACCAGUAAUUAAACCUUCUCCAAAGUAUCCCAGCGGCCUCAAAUGUUUGAAUAAUGCCACUAAACUUUCACAUCUACUUCCAUGAGUUUGUACGAUCUGCAGAUACCUUUUCCAACCAUUUCAUUUCUGUAAAUCAUACAUUAACACCUUUCGAUGUCGGGAAAGAAACAACAUUUCAAUU
This is a messenger RNA of Chelonia mydas (Green sea turtle), 12958 nucleotides long. It is a transcript of the gene SLC6A2, whose product is annotated as solute carrier family 6 member 2. Lineage: Eukaryota; Metazoa; Chordata; Testudines; Cheloniidae. Gene Ontology annotation, cellular component: neuronal cell body membrane; neuron projection; presynaptic membrane. Gene Ontology annotation, molecular function: neurotransmitter:sodium symporter activity; dopamine:sodium symporter activity; norepinephrine:sodium symporter activity. The record is from RefSeq and is a predicted model, not a curated record. Bases 176 to 2062 code for a protein of 628 amino acids. Gene Ontology annotation, biological process: sodium ion transmembrane transport; dopamine uptake involved in synaptic transmission. The transcript has 15 exons.